AUGGCUUCAUUGAUGCAUUACGCUUCAUUACACUCAGAAAAUCCAGCAUACUCCUUCUCCGAAGCAUCAACGAUACCACAUAGUGAAGCCUCAGCGGGCCCAAGACAGCAUGCCUUUUACCCAUACACUGACAACGGCGGAUCAACACUAGGUAUCACAGGAGAAACCUUCGCCAUACUGGCAGGCGAUACCAGGUCCACGUCCGGCUACAACAUCAACACACGAUACGAGCCUAAGGUCUUCCGCAUAGGAGACGAUGAUUCUUCACCAAUAGUAUUAUCAGUGGUCGGAUUUGCAGCAGAUGGAAAGGCCUUGAAGGAGCGGCUCGAUACAAUCGUCAAGAUGUACAAAUACCAGCAUGGCAAGCCGAUGUCUGUCAAAGCGUGUGCCCAAAGACUGUCGACGAUUUUGUACCAGAAGAGGUUCUUUCCAUAUUAUGUGCAUGCCAUCUUGGGCGGAUUGGACGAAGAAGGCAAGGGUGCGCUUUACAGUUACGACCCGGUAGGAAGCUACGAACGAGAACAGUGUAGGGCUGCGGGUGCGGCAGCGAGCUUGAUCAUGCCGUUUCUGGACAACCAGGUCAACUUCAAGAACCAGUACGUUCCAGGAAGUGGCGAGGGUCUGUCUCUGAAGGAGAAGCCAAGAGAGCCACUGCCUCUGGACGCCGUGGUGGGCAUUGUGAAGGACGCUUUUACUAGUGCGACGGAAAGACACAUUGAGGUCGGUGACGGUCUACAAAUGAUUCUGAUAACCAAAGACGGGAUCAAAGAAAUGUUCACACCACUCAAGAGAGACUAA
Lithohypha guttulata is the source of this 798-nucleotide messenger RNA. It is a transcript of the gene PRE7, whose product is annotated as Proteasome subunit beta type-6. The record is from RefSeq and is a predicted model, not a curated record. The coding region runs from base 1 to 798 and encodes 265 amino acids. Gene Ontology annotation, cellular component: proteasome core complex. The transcript has 2 exons. NCBI's taxonomy places the organism in Eukaryota, Fungi, Ascomycota, Eurotiomycetes, Chaetothyriales, Trichomeriaceae.